CUGUCUCUUCGUUUACAUACAUCUCUGCAGAAGUAACAGGCACUCUCCCCAGUGGGCUCCUGGUUGCAGAGCUCCGAGACCUCACGUAGACACAACUGUGUGAGAAGCAGAGGGGAGGAAAGACACAAGCCCGGAGGCCCUGCCUUUUGUGCGGGGAAGGCCCAGGUCCCUGCCUGCCUCAACAAGGCCACGAUGAGUCGAGGGGCUGCUUUUAGGCACCUGCUCCUGGUGCUGCAGUUGGCGAUGCUCCCCGCGGUCCCUCUGGAAAGAGAGGUGGUGUUGGCGAAGGUGGGAGACACAGCGGAACUGCCCUGCCAUGCUACCCCGGGGAAGAACAUAGGCUUCAACUGGAAACAUUCUUCCAUGCUCAAGAUUCUGGGGCGUCAGGGCUCCUUCUGGCUUACAGGUGUCUCCAAGCUGAGGCAUCGCGUCGAAUCGAAAAAAAACCUGUGGGACCAAGGAUCCUUUCCUCUGAUCAUCAAGGAUCUUGAAGCAGCAGACUCAGGGGUUUACUUCUGUGAGGUAGAGGGCAAGAGGCAAGAGGUGGAGUUGCUGGUGUUCAACUUGACUGCCAAGUGGGACACCGGCAGUGGCGGCAGCAGCAACAUCCGCCUGCUGCAAGGGCAGCAGCUGACCCUGACCGUGGAGGGCCCCUCUGGUAGUAGCCCUUCCGUGCAAUGGAAAGGUCCAGGGAAUAAAAGCAAGAGCAGUGGCCAAAGCCUCUCACUGUCUGGGGUGGAGCCGCAGGAGAGCGGUACCUGGACAUGCACCAUCUCCCAGAACCAGAAGACAGUGGUGUUCAACAUAAACAUCUUGGUGCUGGCUUUCCAGAAGGUCUCUAACACAGUCUAUACAAAAGAAGGGGAGCAGGUGGAGUUCUCCUUCCCGCUUAACUUCAAAGAUGAAAACCUGAGCGGGGAGCUGAGGUGGCGGGCAGAGGGGACUCCCUCUUCCCGGCUCUGGAUCUCCUUCAUCUUGGAGAAUGGGAAGCUAUCUUUGAAAGAUACUCACCACACCAGACUCCAGAUGAAGAGUUUUCCCCCGCUCAGCUUUAUCCUGCCCCAGGCUUUGUCUCAGUAUGCUGGUUCUGGAAACCUGACCCUGAGUCUUGCCAAGGGAACAUUGCAGCGGGAAGUGAAUCUCGUGGUGAUGAGAGUGACUAAGUCUCAGAACAAUUUGACCUGCGAGGUGCUAGGACCCACCUCCCCUGAGCUGACUCUGAGCUUGAACCUGGAAGAGCGGGCUGCCAAAGUCUCGAAGAAGCAGAAGCUGGUAUCGGUGGUGGACCCUGAGAGGGGAACAUGGCAGUGUCUACUGAGUGACAAGGACAAAGUCCUGCUGGCCUCCAAGGUCGAGGUUUUGUCCCCAGUGUUCACCAAGGCCUGGCCAAAGCUCUUGGCCAUUGUGCUGGGCGGGAUCUUAGGCCUUCUGCUUUUCAUUGGGCUCUGCAUCUUCUGCUGUGUUAAAUGCUGGCACCGCAGGCGCCAGGCAGAGCGGAUGUCUCAGAUCAAGAGACUCCUCAGUGAGAAGAAGACCUGCCAGUGCUCCCACGGGCUCCAGAAGACAUGCAAUCUCAUUUGAGGCGCAGGGCCAGGGGAGUUUCCGGCUUGCUGCCUCCCCAGCAGUCUUUCCCCUGCCUUUCCUCCUGGGCUCCUGGGCCUUCGGACCAGAUGAAUGUAGAAGACCCCAACACUUCCGGCCCACUCCUGCUCUCCUUUGUCCACACUUGGCCCUUGGUCCUCCUCUUGCAGAGGCUUACAGCAUUUCUUCCCCAUUUCCUUUGCAUCAAGCCUAACCCUAUCGAUGAUUUCUUCCUAGCUCUCUCCCCCAUGGCCCACUGGUCCCUGGGGAAUCACGUGGGACCAGCCCUGCCUGGCUUGGAGGGCAAGGCUGGGUGUCUGAAGCAUGAAGCACAGGACUGUCAUUUUACUGGAUGGGACCUUGGGACCAGAGGAGGCAGGGACCAGCCCAAGAUCACACAGCCAGAGGAGGGUAAAUCCAGAUCCAAAGGCUCGUGACUCAGCUGCCUCCAUGGCUCCAUUUGGCCUGCAUCUCACUCUGAGUUGGCAGGACACAGACUCACAUCGUGACCUGUGCACAAACAGGCAACCCUGGACCCACACCCAUGUACAGAGCGCACACUUGUGCACAGACAUGAUUCCUUAUCCAAGCAGUACGUGUCAGUUUAUGAGCCAGUUUCACAUCCUUUGUCUGUUUAAACCUUAAGAAGAUCUUACAGAGCUUAGUAGUGUCAGGACCAAGAUUAGCAUCUCCAAUUUAUAGGCCAGAAAUGGAACUCAGAGAGGUCAGCUGAUUGCCCAAGUCACACAGCUAGUCAGUGCCAGAGGACUAGCCCAGGUCUCCUCAAGCCUAGUUCCAGGGCCGUACCCUGAACACAGAGACAAGUACCACGCGGGUCUCUGUAGCUGAUUAGUCACUGCUGUCCAGGACCCACCUCUGGAUUCAUAAGAGCACACCACCCCAGGCAGGGCCUGCCUCAGAGAGUUCAGAAACACGGACAGAAGCCUGUUGCCAGAGGACAAAGCUGUCAGUCCUCCUAAUCAGAGCACAGGCUGGGAGCAUGGGCCCUGUGGGAGAGAGUGCCCAGUGACCUACCACUCACCCUGUUGCAGAACCUUUUGGAAGGUGAGCUUUGCCGGGGGGAGGGGCUGGGGAGAUGGCUGGAGAGGGAACCCUCUGAGGGGACGUCUUGUGAAGGCUGACAGAGCCGCGCUUCAGGCCCCCUGCCCUGUACUUUCCUUCAGCCCCCCCCCACACCAUCCAGGAUACAAGAAAAUUGGGGUUACAAGUAGUCUUCUUCCUCCUCUUCUUGAUCCAUUUCUCUCAGGAUCCCCAGCCUCCUCUGCCUCUCCUUCCUUCCCUUUCUCACCACCUGUCUCAGUCCCUACCCCCUCUCCCUAGUCUCCUCUUUCCAGCUUGCCCCUUCCAGGAGGGCUCCCCACUGCUUGCUUGCUAUUCCUGCCCACUCCUGCCCCUGCGUCCCUGAGCUGACAGAAAAAUACAAUAUACUUACUGUAAAGAAGA
Callorhinus ursinus (northern fur seal) is the source of this 3045-nucleotide messenger RNA. RefSeq names its product CD4 molecule (gene CD4). Gene Ontology annotation, biological process: cell adhesion; immune response. NCBI's taxonomy places the organism in Eukaryota, Metazoa, Chordata, Mammalia, Carnivora, Otariidae. Gene Ontology annotation, molecular function: coreceptor activity. Gene Ontology annotation, cellular component: membrane. The record is from RefSeq and is a predicted model, not a curated record.